This is a messenger RNA of Manis pentadactyla (Chinese pangolin), 1127 nucleotides long. It is a transcript of the gene MB, whose product is annotated as myoglobin. The record is from RefSeq and is a predicted model, not a curated record. The transcript is spliced from 3 exons. Gene Ontology annotation, biological process: oxygen transport. Gene Ontology annotation, molecular function: oxygen binding; heme binding. Gene Ontology annotation, cellular component: extracellular exosome. The coding region runs from base 86 to 550 and encodes 154 amino acids. NCBI's taxonomy places the organism in Eukaryota, Metazoa, Chordata, Mammalia, Pholidota, Manidae.
GGGCCAGGUGGCCUCAGACCCCAGCUGCAGGGCCAGGUCACCCAGUCAGCCCUCACUUGCUCUCUUUUCUUCUUCAGACUGCGCCAUGGGGCUCAGCGACGGGGAGUGGCAGUUGGUGCUGAACAUCUGGGGGAAGGUGGAGGCUGAUGUCGCAGGCCAUGGGCAGGAGGUCCUCAUCAGGCUCUUUAAGGGGCACCCUGAGACCCUGGAGAAAUUCGACAAGUUCAAGCACCUGAAGACAGAGGACGAGAUGAGGGCCUCCGAGGACCUGAAGAAGCACGGCUGCACCGUGCUCACCGCCCUGGGGGGCAUCCUCAAGAAGAAGGGGCAUCAUGACGCGGAGCUGAAGCCCCUGGCCCAGUCGCAUGCCACCAAGCACAAGAUCCCCGUCAAGUACCUGGAGUUCAUCUCAGAAGCCAUCCUGCAGGUUCUGCAGAGCAAGCAUCCCGGGGACUUUGGCGCUGACACCCAGGGUGCCGUGAGCAAGGCCCUGGAGCUGUUCCGGAACGACAUCGCUGCUAAGUACAAGGAGCUGGGCUUCCAGGGCUGAGCUCCUGGGCGCCGCCGCCCGCCGCCUGUGCUCUGGGCCCGGUGGGCAGUGGGGCCUAGACCUCGUGUAGCUGCUAGAGCUUGCUUCUGAGUGUCUGCUUUGUUCAUGAGAGGUGGGUGGGAGAGGCGGAGGGUUGGGCAGUGGGGUGUUCCGGGUGGUUUCACCUGCCCGGCGACUGGGCUCCCUGAGGACGGCUGUCACCCUGGGAGCAGAAGAACAAGGUGUGGCCCUUGCCUUCCUGUGGCCUGCAGAGUUUGGGUCACACUUCAUUCUCCCCUCACCUAAAUUCCAACCUAAUUCCUUCCAGCCGCCAAACCCAGCAGCUUUACCCUCACCUUUAAUCCCGAAGCCAAGCCAUAAACUAGGCACCUGCCAUAGUGACCCACCUGACCCGCCACCCCACCCCCCGCCCCAUCAGGGCAGCACAGUGUCCCUCUCCAGGGAGAAGGAGGUCUGGGCAGAGUGGGACAGUGACCCCACCCACCCCAAGGGAGGUGUCAGGUGUCUGGAACAUACGUGUGCCUUCUCCAAGAAUGGAGUGACUCACCUGGUUUUAAUAAAAGACCUGUGCAUAUCA